This is a messenger RNA of Peronospora matthiolae, 651 nucleotides long. Lineage: Eukaryota; Oomycota; Peronosporomycetes; Peronosporales; Peronosporaceae. The record is from the annotation of a GenBank genome assembly.
AUGUACGAAGGGAUUGACAACCUGAAAUCCCUUUACGACCGUGCCGGGAAGACUUUCUCCGGCGGUCCUUCUGCGGCACAGGAUGUGCCGCGUCGUACUGCUCAACCAGACCCAGUACGUCGAUCAUCAGUUGGGAGCGGGGCUCCCAAGAAUCCCAGGACGGGGGAUAGCCGCGCCACCGGACGAGAUAACUCGUCCGACGUCCGUUCACGUCGCGGUGGUUCAACAGCUGCUCAACUAGAUAGCGCUGGCCACCGCGAGAGUCCUCUAAUGGAGGUGGAGGAGGAGGAAAGACGCUCUCCACACGAUCAUGUGGAUCGGUGUGUACCCGAGAGCUUCUUUGAUCGCGUAACGCAAGGGUUACGCGACGAUCUCGAACAUGAGCGGAAUAGGCGUCUCCAAAUGGCGGACACUGCCUCGAAGCAUCGAGCUGAGUUUGCCUUUGCUCAGCUUGAGAACGAGAGAUCUCUGACAUCUCUUCGUGACGAGCUAAGGGUAGCUCGUGGGAUUGCUGAUCGGUCUCGGGAUGAGAUAGCUGCUCUUCAGACCCUUGUUGAUGCCCACCAUCGGGAGCACAAGGCUCUCUGCGAGAUGCUUGAGCGCAAGGGCGUUCUUCAUCGGAAGAAGCAGCAUACUGAUGGUACGGCUUAA